CAAAGGGCGCGCGCGCUGCGGAUGCCCCGUCUCCCAUCCAUCCACGACUAUUGCGCCUCCCGCGAGCCUUGAUUACGCCCAAAUAAGCUCGUCGACGAUCUACGAGCUGUAAUAAAGCCAAGCUCCCUUCAACCAUGUCGAAGCUCGAAGACGCCGACGAUGCGCUGCAGCAGGGUGUGCGCUUCGCGUCGCAUAACGAGGAGAUCGAGCCAGACGAGACAAUGACGGGUGCGGAAGGAAAGCCAAGGCAAGAUCUUGGCCCCGAUGCCAAAGAAGAGAUGCGCGCUCUUGCUUCGUCGCUGCAGUCCCAGAACCAGAGGCUUCAGUCAGACCGGCUGGAGAACUUCUCCUUCGAGCCCGUUUCUCUGCCGGCGUCAAGGGCCCCGUCUCCUUCUUCCACCGGGCAGCGCACCCCGAUGCCCUACUCCGCUACGGCAUCCCCAAGACCCUCUCCCCCGGCUUCCACCAUGCACUCCCCGCCGCUCACGCCCGCUGCCACCCACUCCAGAGAGAGCCACUCCAGAGACAGCAAGCCGGGCACUGCCGGAGGAGCUAGCUCACGAGCUUCGAGUCUCAUGACACCGGAAGUCUCACCGCCCCACGAUACUGCCCCAACAUCCACAUCCACGACCGAGGAUGACAGGAAGAAGUCCACGGACCGACAACAUCGUGCCAAGCCGGAAGCAGCGGGUACGCCGGCGCAUCCAAAGGAGCCUCCUCGGUUCACCAUCGGGCCCUCUGGAGACUCCCUCCCUGGUUCUGAAGGGGUGAGCCCUUCGCCAUCUCCAAACAGCGCUUCAGGAGCAUCGGCUCCUGGAACCCCAGCAACCCCGCAGUCCCCCGCCAUGAGACCGGCAAUGUCCCCGAGGGGCGAUAGCGAAGACCCGUAUGCAUCGAGCAAGCGUCCUGCUUUUACCACCAGGUCUUCUCUAGAUCCCAGGUUUCUUUUCGGUGGUCGCGAUCCAAGAGGACACGCUUCUGCGUCGUCGUCGACCACCUCACUACCUCGUUCUCGCGGUGGUGAAAAAGAUGGGAAGCGACACACUUUCUUCGGCGGGCAUCACCACAAGAAGCAUGAAGGCGAAAACAACAAAGACGGGGUUCAUCAAUUGGAGAAGAAGCAUGGUUCCAUGACUGAGCUGAAGCGAUUCUUCAAGCUUGGAGCACACAAGAACAAGGACAAGAGCCGUCCCACAUCUCCUUCCGGCUCCUUCAGGAAGAGUGGCAGCAAGAGCGGCACUACCACCCCUGUCUCGAGACCUUCUUCGGUCGCCAUUCCGUUUGCGGAUGAUCAUGGACUGGAGGCCAAGUACGGCAAAUUUGGCAAAGUUCUUGGCUCGGGUGCUGGAGGUUCGGUGCGUAUUAUCAAAAGAAGUAGCGAUGGUACCGUCUUUGCUGUCAAGCAAUUCCGCGCGCGUCACUCGUAUGAGUCAGACAAGGAGUACACGAAGAAGCUCACUGGCGAGUUCUGCAUCGGAUCAACGUUGCACCAUGGUAACAUUAUCGAAACUAUGGACCUGGUGCACGAAAAGGGCAAUUGGUUUGUGGUCAUGGAAUACGCGCCAUAUGAUCUCUUCGCCAUUGUCAUGACUGGCAAGAUGAGCCGCGAAGAGGUCACCUGCAGCACGAUGCAGAUCCUGAGUGGCGUCGUAUACCUCCAUAGUAUGGGUUUGGCUCACAGGGAUUUGAAGUUGGACAACGUGGUGGUCAACGAGCACGGGAUCAUGAAGAUUAUCGAUUUUGGAAGUGCUGCGGUCUUCAGGUAUCCGUUCGAAAAUGACGUAGUGCUCGCGAGUGGCAUUGUCGGCUCGGAUCCCUACCUUGCACCCGAAGUGUACGAUCUCCAAAAAUACGACCCACAGCCAACCGACAUAUGGUCCAUUGCCAUCAUCUUCUGCUGUAUGACAUUGCGCCGUUUUCCUUGGAAGGCACCAAGGGUAUCGGAUAAUUCGUACAAGCUCUUCGUCUCUCCGCCCAACACCGGCGACUGGCCCCAACACACCCAGCCGAGGAGAUCGGGAGAGGUUGGCGGUGUCUCCAAGAGCGUAAUUGACUUGAAGGAGCACGAGAAGACGGGAGCGAAGCGAGGAGUCGAGAGCGAACCGGCCAGCCGGGUCAACAGCCAGGUCGACCCCAAGGACACGGGCAGCAAGCACGAGAACCAGGAGAACGGUCAUUCGACCAAGCCCAACGGGCAUGAGCAAGAUCGCCCGCAUUCUAACCACGAGCACAAGUCGUCAAGGGAUUCGGCAGCCUCGCCGCAAGCCCAGCAGACCAUCAAGGGUCCUUGGCGUCUGCUCAGACUCCUCCCUAGGGAAAGCCGACACAUUAUCGGCAGGAUGCUCGAGAUUGAUCCCAAGAAGCGCGCGACAAUGGAAGAGAUCCUGGAGGAUAAGUGGGUCAAGACGGCCCCCAAAUGUCAGCAGGUGGAAGGCGGCAAGGUGCUCAAGGCCGAGGGCCACACUCACACUCUCGAGCCAGGUAACGCACAGACAGCCGCUGCUACAGGUAACUCAAGCAGAAAGUAAAAGGACGGCGCAAGCCAACAGCGGACACAUAAUAGAAGAUCCG
Aplosporella prunicola CBS 121167 is the source of this 2571-nucleotide messenger RNA. RefSeq lists its product as uncharacterized. Gene Ontology annotation, biological process: protein phosphorylation; intracellular signal transduction. The coding region runs from base 135 to 2528 and encodes 797 amino acids. The record is from RefSeq and is a predicted model, not a curated record. The transcript is spliced from 4 exons. NCBI's taxonomy places the organism in Eukaryota, Fungi, Ascomycota, Dothideomycetes, Botryosphaeriales, Aplosporellaceae. Gene Ontology annotation, molecular function: ATP binding; protein serine/threonine kinase activity.